Molecule: messenger RNA, 597 nt
Organism: Lotus japonicus
Lineage: Eukaryota; Viridiplantae; Streptophyta; Magnoliopsida; Fabales; Fabaceae
Exons: 7
Coding region: 1-597 (198 amino acids)
Source: RefSeq, a predicted model, not a curated record
AUGGUAGGAAACAUCACUGGUGACUUCAGGCCAUGUAAGAAUCAGUAUAAAAUAACCUUCAAAUUUGAGACCAAAGUCAUUCCAGUAAGCGUUGAAAAGGUCUCCCUAAACCUCUUCAAAUUUGCCGAUUUUGAAGAGAUAUUAAGCCCUUCAUUUGAUCAACAAAUUUUGGCUGAUGUCAUUGGCUCACUUACAGCCAUAGAAUUGAAUGCUUUUCUGCAAGCUGGAAAUAUUUCCAAUGUUGUUGUUGUGCUCUUACUUGCCAAACUCAUGACAUUUCAAGGAGAAAUUCAAUUGCAAAAUGCAUUCAAUUGCAGCAAACUACUGUUCAACCCGGAUCAUCCCGAUGUUUAUUACCAGCGUACUAUAUUCAUUGUCCUUGAAAGUGUUGAAGAGAUUGUUAACCCUGAUGAUUGGAGCUACAAAGCUUGCAAGUGCAACAAUUCUGUUAAGGACAACGAAGACAGGUACAAACUUUGUGUUUCUCUGGCCGAUGACACUGGAUCUACAGAAUUCAUGAUUUUUGACCGUGAAGGUUAUGCCAUUAUUCAAAAAUCAGCCAAAGAUGUCGAGGCAAAUGUUGUUAAGGGGGGGUGA